Molecule: messenger RNA, 2715 nt
Organism: Penicillium salamii
Lineage: Eukaryota; Fungi; Ascomycota; Eurotiomycetes; Eurotiales; Aspergillaceae
Source: the annotation of a GenBank genome assembly
AUGAAUCAAGAUGUCGACCCUCUGAAAGAUUGCAUCAAUCACACCCUCAAUUUUCUCGCCACCGCCAAUAAUGAAACCCUCCUGGGCGUCCUCGCUCUUCUGAUCCUUGUCACCUACAUCAUCUUGGGAAGAAUCGGGCUGCUCCUGAUUGGAGUGGCCGUCGGUGUCGUCUUACAUGCCUCAUGGGAAGGGCUCGACCAGCAUACCGGGGAGGCGUCACACAACAAACCUACGAGACGGAAAGAAUUAGCGCUGGAAGUCUCCAGUAGGUUGUUAGAAUGGCCGAAGCGAGCGAUGACCUCCGAUGCCAAGAGUGACCAUGAGGAAUCGAUAAGAGCACCGGAAGAGUUGUCCUUGGCAGACCUUGAAUAUGCCACUUUCCAGCCUGCCACUGCGGAUGCGCUGAGAAUUCUCACCGAUGCUGUCGUCAGGGACUAUAUCAACUUUCCUGGGUCAUGUCGCAAUAUAUUGGUCCAUUUCGUUACGUCUGUCUCCUCGCACUUAUCGCGGAAGCGAACGGAAGACAUUUUUCUCCAAUUCCUCACCAACUCCUCAUCCAUCGUCAUUGUUUUCCUCAACGAGCUUGCUGCGGCAUUCGCUGCUGGAGGCGCUUCCCCCUCGGAGGCCCAGAAGACCGUGGAGCAGUACUUGGAACAGUGCCCAGAUAGCAGUCUGGCGAAUGUUCUAUCAGGUACACAGCAGAAGAAAAAGCUCAAUAUGAUCGCAGACGAUAUCCUGGCGAACUACCUUGAUCAAAAGGCGUACAAUUGUCAACCUGUGAGGGACUUCCUUCGCGAAAUCUUUUCGGGGGUUGUGCUAGAGUCCGUUAUCACUAGCCUGGCACGCCCCGAGUUCAUCAACGGCUGGAUCAUUCACCUGCUGGAGGAUGGUGAAUCGGAAAUCAUGCACGCCAUUGAUGCAGGCGUUGAAGGUGCUCGGAACCAGGGUGUUAGUGCACCCAAGGCCCCGGAGGAGCCCGUUGCAGGUACUGUAGAUUCUGUCAAACUCCCAAGUAGGCAAUCCAUGCAGGCUGCGAGGGACUCGGAGGAAGCUGCGAUUUUGGAGGUGAAACGUCUUAGUGCCAUGAUUGCCUCUCAACCAACCCUAGACCUGGAUUCAGAUUUGCAGGGAUCAAAUUCACCGCGCCAACCAGAGGAAACCACCGAAACCCCAACCUCGUCCACCGAUAUACCCACAAAUACGGUUCAUGGCAACGAACAGAGCGGCCGCGACGCGACGACUGGAAUACAGCCAUUCGACAAACUAAAGAGCUCCGAGGAAGGCUCAUCACCACCCGUGGUUCUUCAUGGGGCACAGGUUCUGGUCGAUGAUGAUGGAUCGAGGGAUGACCAGGGACCGAUCAAGUCACGGCCUACAUGGGAUUAUUUACUCCAAGUCGAGCCAGCGUCUACACGGUCAACCGGAUGGAUGGUGUUUCGCAAAUACUCGGACUUUCAAUCGCUUCACGAAAUGUUGGGGACUGUCUCUCGUCUAAAUCUUAUUCAAAGCUUCUCGGAGCGGCACCCAACUUUGCCGCCUUGGAAGAACAAGACUAGACAAGCUUUGGCUAGGGACCUGGAACAUUACCUACAAGAUGCCAUGAAGCACGAAUCAUUGGUGGAUAAUGACCGAAUGCGCCGGUUUUUGGAAAAGGACGCCGGCUCCUCUGAGGCAGCUGGCUCGAACAAGUCGGCAUUCUCCUUCCCAGGUCCGUCUGCAUUUGAGAACAUGGGCAAGGGCAUGCUAGGCGCGCUGGCCAAUGCACCCAAAGGGGUGGCAGGAGGUGGCAAAGCUGUCUUUGAGGGAGUGACCGGGGUUUUUGGAGGCGCAGCUAACAACAGGAAAUCGGCUGUCAUGGCGAACCAGAGUGACCCCAAGACGGGUGGCUCCAACCGUACCAGCCUGUCUCAGACGCGGUCGAGUUUUGAUGAUCGCACCAGUGCAGUGUAUGAAACCAGCGACUCUGCGAUACUUCCUGGUAAUUCUCCAAACCCUCAGAGCGAGUCCUCCGAGUCACUUUCCGAGCCACCUUCGGCCGAUAGUGCUAAGGAAUCCAUUGCGACUGAGCAAGAUACAUUGGCCACCGAGUCUUUACUUUCUAAAACCUCGCUCGAUCUGGGUGCCGAUGCUGCAAAGCCCACAGAGCCAACCGAACAGCCCUCUACACAUCGUCGAUCAGAAACCUUGCAAAGUGUCAACCAACCCCGCAAGAAAGACAGUCCUAUCUCGGCGGACGAGACACAGAUUGCAGUGGAGCUGAUUUUCGCUGUGAUCAACGAAUUGUAUACAUUGUCAUCUGCGUGGAAUAUUCGUCGAACUUUGUUGAAUGCCGCCAAAUCUUACAUUCUACGUCCGGGGAGCCCGACCUUGGAAACCAUUCGUACUCUUUUGCAAGAUUCCAUGAUCCAGGGUCAUACUUCUGACGAUGCUCUCGGGGGUUAUCUUUCCCAGCUUCGUGAAAAUGCGCUUCCAACGGAGGACGAGCUCAAAGCUUGGCCCCCUCCACCCAGCGAAGAAGAGAAGCUUCGUACCCGAGAGACUGCACGUAACCUUUUUGUGCAGCGAGGUAUCCCACAAGCUUUGACAAGUGUGAUGGGAGCGGCUGCUAGCCGGGAAGCACUGGAGAAGAUCUUCGACAGUCUCCAAGUGGAAACGGUUGCGCGAGGAUUUGUCUUUUCGGUGUUGCUACAAGGUCUCAGGGUAUUGACCCUUUGA